Messenger RNA from Anarrhichthys ocellatus (wolf-eel), 6205 nucleotides. It is a transcript of the gene tp53bp1, whose product is annotated as tumor protein p53 binding protein, 1. The transcript has 28 exons. Gene Ontology annotation, cellular component: nucleus. The coding region runs from base 905 to 6097 and encodes 1730 amino acids. Gene Ontology annotation, molecular function: histone binding. Lineage: Eukaryota; Metazoa; Chordata; Actinopteri; Perciformes; Anarhichadidae. The record is from RefSeq and is a predicted model, not a curated record. Gene Ontology annotation, biological process: DNA damage checkpoint signaling; positive regulation of transcription by RNA polymerase II.
AAGAAAAUAGACUUAAGAUAAAUAAAUAUUACAUCAUAAUAAUGAAAAAGAAGUUAUUCUACCAAGCUGUUCUACUAUAUUUUGCGUUGAUUAGUUUAAUAAGAGUGUACAUAUAUUCUUUAAAUUCACAUUAAAUAAAUUAAGCGGCAUUUGGUAUAACUUUUGUUUUUUUGCAUUUAUGUCUGUAAAAAUCCACCAUAUGUAAUCAAUAAGUUUGAAAUAAAGUAAAUGUUGUAUUUAUGACAUUUUUUUACUCUCAAUUUUGAUAUUAUGAUUGAUGUUAUACAAUAUAUAAUCUUUCAUUCGAGUCCAAAAAGUUGUGGUUCAUUGUUGCAAAAGAUUACAUUUUGGAGAAAUAUAGAUAUUGUGUAAAAUGUUGAUGUGUAGGUUACAUAUUUAACCUUGGCUUUAUUGAUAAUACAGGAUAAUAUAUGAUAUAGUAAAAGCUUUAAAAACCACGCCCUCUGCUACAGUAACCUGUAAAAAAAAACUAACCUGGAACCAUAAAACUAAUCUUUCUCACGUGACGUCACCCCGCCGACCCGACCAAUGAAAUCGCUUCUUCAAAGUUUUGCCGCGAGGAGCGGUGCAGAGCUGAGGUGGUGUGUGCGUGUUUUCUGAAGAGAAUAACUGGUUAGCUGGUUUAAAUAGAUGUAUGAUUGAAUCAACACUUUGAUAACUUGUUAACGUAUCAGUUACGGUGUUGAGUUCAGGCUCCGUGUGUGUGUUGAGGUUUCCUUACUGACUUUUCAAUGUUGCAGCAACCACACGCUUUGUUGUUGUUGUGGGCGGAGCGUUAGCAUGCUAGCUGCUAGCCUUUAGCUAACACCGGCUACUUCCAGGUAACAAUAACAACAACCGCCUGUGGACUCGCAUCCUGUCUCCUGUCCUCGGACCCGACCUCAUGGAUCCCGGUGGAAGUGAACUGGACUCCAGCCUGCCUCAGCCCGAGAACCCGUGUCUGAUCGUGGAGGACUCCCAGCCGGACGGUGUCGCUCUGGAGGACGACCCCGAGAGCAGCUACCGAGCUCUGCUGGCCCGGCGCCUGUCCAGCCUGCAGCCUACGUCCCGCAGCCCGGUGCUGGAACUGAUUUCCUCCCCGCUAGGAAGCAGAUACUCUCAGAGUGACAGCCAAUCAGAGAGCUCCCUCAGUAACAACCAAGCUGAACCUGGCAUUCUAAUGGCGGCCAAUCCCAGCUCUGCAUUCGAGGAGGAAAGUCAAGUUCUAAACAUUUGCCCUCCGAACAAGAAAAAGUGUGCAGCAGAGGACACGGAGAUGGAUUCUGGAGCUGAUUCUACCACACACUGCAUUCAGUCUGAGGGGGGAGCCUCUCAAUUUGGUUUUCUGGAGCUCUCUCAGAGUCAGGAUCUGCGCGGUGAAGUGAUGAACAGUCGGGAGGAAGAAGAAGAAGACAGUGUUCCUCAGCCAGACGCCAAGAGACUCACCAAAUUAGCAGAGCAGAACGUCAGCUCCAGGACUUCAGAGAGUCCGGACAACAAAGCAGUGAGGUCUGAGGUGAGCUCCAGCAGCUCACUGGAGUCUUCGGGUCAGUCGGGGAGGCAGCUGGGCAUCCAGGUUCUGCUGCACUCUGAGGGCCUGCAGGCCUCCGAUGAGCAGGACUGUGAGAUCCUGUCCUCACAGGAGGACAUGUUCGACGCCGACAAGACCGGUGCUGCGGUGGACAGCACGGUCUCUGAGCCGGAGCAGCAAGGUCGCCCGACCGCGACGCCGGCUCACUCCUUGCGGCUGCUGCAUCUGUCUGGACAGGGAACACUGGUGCAGGAAAGUCUGUCCCAGAGCUCCGUUGACUACGUUGCCCCGACCCCAGACACCUUCAGCCACACCCCUUUAAUUAUUCCCAGCUCACCGACGGGACCAGAGAAUGAACGCGGUGCCGAUGAACCGAUGGAUACCUCGCUGCCCCCAGAAGACCGAGCGGGAGAGAAGGAGGAGGAGCCGAUGGAGACGGAGGCCGCCUCUAAGCCACACCCAUCCGCCUCGACUCCCGUCUCCCAGAAUUCCCCUGGUUUUGUGUUGGAGCGAACUCUCUCUUUACCCUCCCAGCCAGAGUUCUCUCAUGACGUGUUUGUCCCGACGCAGAGCCAGGACGCACCGCAACAGUCCGAUAAGAAGACGGGCGAGACGCAGUCUCAGCGCCCGGAGUCGGCUUCCUUCACUCUGCCUCUGCUGCUCUCUUGCGGUAGUCCAGCUCGGCAGACCUCGGAACAUCUGGAGGAGGACAGCCAGGCCACUCAGAUCGAGGAGCCGCCCGGUGUCGACGCCAGCGACUCUGUGGUUUCACAUCAGAGGAGCGAGAGCAACGGCGUCCCUCCGGAGUCACAAGCUCCCACCAGUUCCAAAGCCUCCGCCUCUGCUGAAUCGCCAAAGCAUCGCAGCGAAUGUGCCAAGAACGAUUCGUCCGAUGCGGUGCCAAAGUCCGAAGCGCACAAAAAGACAUCUUUGAAUGUAGAAAAUGUGAAUGUAAAGGACGACGAGAGUGACGGCAAUGAGGCGAGCCCCGCCGACGUGGUGUCCUGCUCGCAACCAAAGUUGGAUUCCUCCGAUCUGACUGUUAACAGCUGUGUGCAGGAGACCCCCCCUGCAGAUGCUACACCCCGAAGUUUGACCUCGCCGCCCACGAUCUCUCAGGCGUCUGCUGUGGAUGUGGCGAAGGGUUCUGCAGACUCGAGGAAGGAAGGAGGAAGUGCAAAGAGUCCGUCGGUAAAAUCGUCGUCACAGAAGUGUGGAGCGGUUGUUAACAGUCAAACAGCGAAAGAGGUGAUGGGUGAGCGGAGGCAGGGUGGAGUAGUAGAAGAGGAGGAGGUGGUGAUGGAGGAGGGUUCAGAGAUAGCUGUGGCCCUCUCCCAGAGCCAGCUGUUGUCCCCUGAGCCCAUGGAGGAGGAGGAGGAGGAGGAGGAGGAGGAGGAGGAAAAGAAGAAGAGUGAAGACCGAGGAGAGGACAGCGUCAUCAUUGUCACAGACAGCGAGAGAGACUCCCAGGCUCUCCAGAAAGACGCGACGCCACAAUCUCAGACCAACAGCUCCCAGUCCAUCUCCACCAACGGUCAUCAGUCCCAGGCUCAGGCCAAGAAGGUCCACGCGGCUCCUGAUAGGCUCUCCCAGACUCAGAGGGCGGGGCCUGACCCAGAGGGGCUCAAAGACAAGAGCCUGAGUGACAGCUCGGGAGAUAUUUCUUUCCACUUCACGCUUCCUAAAGAAGGGGAGCUGAUUGGUCCUGUGGUCGGAGCCACGCCCCCUCUAAUCAGCCAGCUGAAGCAGACGCUGAGACACAGCACUCCCAUCGAGAUGACUUCCUUCUCUGAGAAGUCGGGCGUGGCGGCUGAUGGGGCGAUGGCAGCCAGUGACAUCGUGUCGGGGGAAAGCGGGGACGACACGACGGAGAAGGGAGACGGGAAGCUGAGUCUGAGGAUGAAGCUGGUGACCCCCGUGGAAGAGGGCAGCUCGGAGCGCUUCAGCCUGCAGAAGCCAGCGCUAUCAGAAGAGGACGGAUCUGUCCCCAAAGUUGCCACUGUUGCCAAGGCUGUAACCAGCAGCCCGUCGGUGUUCAGUCGUGUCAGACAGGUGCACAGACUGCAGGAAGCCAGGGAGGACCUCCAGGCUGGAGGCCACAGCACACCUGUCAGAGGGCAGCUGUUCGCCUCACCACAGAGAGGCUCCCCGCCGUCCUCGCUGGGAUGCAACAGCCUCCCCAACAGCCAAUCGGAGCCUUCGCAACAGGAAGUGUCGGCGGCACCGCAGGAGACCCGUAAGGCUCCUCCCGGCACCGCCGAGCCCUCCGAGGACAGACGAGGUCCGCCUCGAGCUCCAGAGCCACCCGCCCCCAACAGGACGGAUGCCAGACGGGCGGCUCAGCAGACCUUCGACAGCACCGUCGCCUCCAGUCCGUCCAACAAGCUCCGUCAGCGAACAGUCUCCCAGCAGACCAGCUUCGAUGCGCCGGGGCUGCGCUCCCCAGCUGGCAGGGGAGAACCAGAGUCUCCGUCCUUUAGAAGAACCACAACCCCUGCCCACCGCAGACACGUGCGCACCAUCCAGGAAGUGCGCACCACCAUCACACGGAUCAUUACGGACGUGUAUUAUGAGGACGGCAAAGAGGUGGAGCGCAAAGUCACCGAGGAGAACGAGGAGCCCGUGGUGGACUGCCAGGUGUUGGACGGCGACAUCUCCCCGUGCCGCACAGGUAGCAGCUCCGUGACCUCCGGUGACCUGGGUGACAUCAGCUCCCUGUCGUCCAAGACCUCCAGCCUGCAGCACAGCUCCGGAGGAACCAGCAGCAGUGGCUUCACGCGGCCGGACUUCAUCAUGCCGCCCAGCCGAGGGGCCUUCAGUCCCAGGAGGGGAGGCGGGCAGCAACAGAGGGGUCACAGGGGUCACAGGGCGGGGUCAGUGGUCACAGUGAGCAGAGGCUACGACACCCUGGGGUCCCGGGCCCUCGCCCCGCUCACCCCCAGAGGGAGGGCUAGGAGGGGCCGACCCCCGUCCCGCUCCUCCAGGUCCAGGGGAGGCAGAGUCCGCUCUCUGCAGAGGCCACCGCAUUCCUCCUCGGAGGACGAGCACUUCACCCGCAUGCUCCCCCCGCACCUCCCCGUCAGCCCCGCGGACCCCGAGCUCCCCAGCCACUCCGACUCCCUGCGCUCGUCUCCGGAGGAGGCGAACUCGGCCGGCAGCAGCUUCGUCGGCCUGCGGGUGGUGGCCAAGUGGACGUCCAACGGCUACUUCUACUCGGGCCGCAUCAUCAAAGACACCGGCGAGGGGAGGUUCCGCCUGCGGUUUGAUGACGGCUACGAGUGUGAGGUGGUGGGGAAGGACAUCCUGCUGUGUGACCCCAUCCCGCUGGAGACGGAGGUCACCGCUCUGCUGGAGGACGAGUACUUCAGCAUAGGUGUUGUGAGGGGCCAUAAAACAGAGGGCCAGGAUCUGUUCUACAGUGUGGAGAAGGAGGGCCAGAAGCAGUGGUACAACAGGACAGCCAUCAUCCUGUCUGUGGAGCAGGGCAACAGGCUGAGGGAGCAGCACAGCCUCGGGCCCUACGAGCCCGCCGUGCCGCUGCCCAAGGCCUCCGACAUCAGCCUCGAUAACCUGGUGGAGGGGAAGAGGAAGCGCAGAGGAGCCCCCGAGGGUCAGAACACCCCCAACCGGAGCUCCUCCUCCAGCAGCCCCCGGACCCCCGGCCCCUCCGGCAAGAGGAAGCUGAUGAGCUCCGAGAACAACAGGUCGCCGGCCAAGAGAGGACGCCGGGGGGGCUCGGGCGCCCGAGCCGCUCAGCGGGUCGGACUGUGCAACACCUCCGGCAGCGGCACCGAUCUCCCCGGUGGGUCCGGAGACGUGGCGGAGACUCACGGCCCGCUGCCCCAGAACACGACACUCUUCAUGGGCUUCGCCUUCAUGCUGACGGCCUCGUCCGAGAUCGACCGGCUGACCAACAAGCACGCCAGCGACGAUGAGGAGGACGAUUACGUGCAGACGGGUCCGUAUAACAAGACGUACACGGAGUCCCAGCUGCAGGCCGGUGGAGGAUUCGUCCUGCAAGACUUCAACGAAGAACAAUGUAAGGCAGCUUACCAGAGUCUGCUCAUAGCGGACCAGCACUGUCGCACCAGGAAGUACCUGCUGUGUUUGGCCAGCGGUGUGCCGAGUGUGUCGCACAUCUGGGUGCGAGACUGCUGCAAAGACAACAAGCUGCUCAACUACCGGAACUACCUGCUGCCGGCCGGCGUGGGGCCGGAUGAGGCCAUAGUGGAAUGGCAUCCGCGCUGCAGCCCGUUCAAGGCUCUGCGGGUCCUGCUGGUGUUUGAGAAGCCCGUGGAGCUCUGGGCACAGCUGGUCACCAUGGGCGGAGGGUCGUGUGUCCGACAGUUCCCGGCGGACAAAGACUCAGACAUUCCUGCCGGCAAGUACGACGUGGUGUUGACGGACCGCGCCUGUCCGGCAUCGGUAGAGAAUACCGUGACGUCACAGGAUGUCCCGCUGGUGUCGGCCGAGUGGCUCAUCCAGAGCGUCAUCCGCGGGGAGCGCCUGGGUUUCCACAGCAAGCCUCAGUACCGCCACGACUACUCCUCCUCCUCCUCCUCAUAAACAUGUGCUAAAUGUUCAGCAUUAGUCUGUUGCAUGCCUCUGCUGUAUAUAACGUUAUCCUGUCUGUUUUUAACGGGAUAAUAAAUUGUGACUCUCGUUUCAUUUUAA